This is a messenger RNA of Cataglyphis hispanica, 844 nucleotides long. RefSeq names its product dehydrogenase/reductase SDR family member 11-like. Gene Ontology annotation, molecular function: oxidoreductase activity. Lineage: Eukaryota; Metazoa; Arthropoda; Insecta; Hymenoptera; Formicidae. The record is from RefSeq and is a predicted model, not a curated record. Bases 9 to 755 code for a protein of 248 amino acids. The transcript is spliced from 4 exons.
UCUUCAACAUGAAUCCUUUGUUGAACAAGACUGCUCUCAUCACCGACGCCACUGACGGAAUCGGUAAGGCCAUCUUAGAAGAGUUAUUGUCGAAGGGACUCAAAGUCAUCGGUCUCGCCCGCGAUAUAAAUCAGCUAAAGCUGCUCGCGGAAGAACUGAAAGGCAAACCCGGCAAACUCUAUCCCCUUCAAUGCGACAUGAGCCUUCAAAACGAUAUUGAGGGCGCAUUGGAAUGGAUAGAGAAGAAUUUGGGAGCUGUGGAUAUUCUGAUAAAUAACGCAGCUAUCAAUCUCGAUUGGUCCACUCUCACCGGCGCAAUAGAAGACCUUAAGAAAACUCUUGACAUUAACAUAAUUGGUUUAAUGUCUAUCACCAAAGGAAUUUUGCAGUUAAUGAAGAACAAGGGACUCGAUAAUGGUGCCAUCGUUAAUAUCAACGAUAUAUGCGAUCUCAAGAGCUUGCCUCUUGCUACCGAUCGUCCCAUUUCCCCGGCAUAUGCUUCCAGUAAAUCCGCGUUGACCACGUUGACCGAGUCUCUUCAUUUGGAAUUGGCACAAAACGAGUCCAACAUCAAAAUAAUCAAUAUUUCUCCGGGUUUAGUGGAAACCGACCUUACGCAACAGUGGCUGAAGGAGAAUCCACGAUUAGCCCUGAAACCGAAGAACGUGGCGGAUGCUAUCCUCUUCUCGUUGCAAACUCCGGAGAAUGUGCUUAUUAAGGAUCUGAUUAUUACGCCUAUUCGAGAGAUUAUUUGAACUAAUAUUGGAUGAAAUCGAUGCCUACGAUGAAUAUUGUAAUAUUUAGUAAACAUAUCACGUAAAGGAAAAUCAAAUAAAGUGCUUAC